AUGUUACCACAAUAUACUUUCGGGGAAGGGUACUCUAAUUCGAUUUAUCUCAUCGGACGCCUAUGGACCGGGAUCUUAUCUCUGCCAGUAGAUAGACACAACUCUUCCCUCGUCGGAAUUCGUCCUCCUCUCAUCGACCGUCUACCCAACCUCGGUGCGCCCGCGUUCCUCCUCUCCCCGCGCCGGGUAACGAACACGACAACCUGACGUCGAAGCGAGAAGCCGUGCAACAGCCUUCUAUCUCCACCUACAGAUCAUCGUCCCGGCGUGCACGGUUUCGUCCUCCGGCCUCACCAUGGCCCUGCGCGGUUUCGCCUCUCUCCGGCGUUUGCACACUCUGCGCCCGAGCAUGGCGUCUCUGUCAUCCACGAUCACCUCUUCGCGGGUCUCGUCCCCGGCGGCUUCGUUGCAGCCGUCUCUCCCGGACCUGCGGGUGCGCGACCUGAUGGACGCGCGCGUGCAUAUGGGGCACCGCACGAAGCUGUGGAACCCGGCCAUGGCGCCGUACCUGCUCGGACACCGCAACGGCAUGCACGUAAUCGACCUGGACAAGACCGUGCCGCUGCUGUCCGCCGCCCUGCAGGGGGUCUCGAAGAUGGCCGAGCACGACUGCACAUUUCUGUGGCUCGGCCCGCGCGAUCCGCAGAAGGCGAGGAUCGUCGAGAAGCAAGCGAAGAAGGCGGGCGCUUUUACUAUUGAUGGUGCGAGGUGGAUUGGCGGGACGCUUACCAACCCGAUCAAGAGCAAUCAAGCGGAGCGCUUUAAUUAUCGCAUCCCGGAUUGCGUUUUUGUCAUCGAUACGAAUAGACAUAUGCCGGCGCUCAAGGAGGCCAGAUUGUGCGGCAUUCCCACGAUUGGCAUUUCCGACUCUGACUGUGACCCGAGGAUGCUGACGUAUCCUAUUCCGGGGAAUGAUGAUGCGGCUUAUGCGAUAUUUUUGUACUGCAGUCUUAUGAAGCAUGCCAUUUUAGAUGGCAGAGCGAGGGGUUUGAGGCUGAACAGGCCUUCCAUGACUGUUCCGAAGAAAGCAGAGGGAGGCCGCGGGAGAAGAAGCCACCGCCAACGGCGGUAAGUGAUGUCGACAGUCGAACAUGUCUCAAAUUCAAUAAUUCAACAACAGCCCCGAACAGCAUUGUUGACUACAACUUCUCAACUCACCGGAACACCGACUCAUGUCGUUGCAUUGCUCCGGACAAGAAUCGACAACAAGUCCUUCAAACAGAAUGGAAGGUUGCGUUGAGCGAAGAUGCUCACCAACGACAUUAUGUUUUCUUUUUUGGACCAAAUGGCACCACACCGGAGCUUGGGUGGGCAAUGCAUCGCGUGAAUGGUUGCUUCUAAAACAAUCCCGUUCACUCAGCUUGUUCAGGAAAGCGCACUUUUCUUGACAACUAAUACCUCUUCAAUAAAUCAGAUGCUGAUGACAUUUAAUAGU
This is a messenger RNA of Chondrus crispus (carragheen), 1435 nucleotides long. RefSeq lists its product as hypothetical. The record is from RefSeq and is a predicted model, not a curated record. NCBI's taxonomy places the organism in Eukaryota, Rhodophyta, Florideophyceae, Gigartinales, Gigartinaceae. Bases 1 to 207 code for a protein of 68 amino acids. The transcript is spliced from 2 exons.